UUGUGUAGAAACCAAGAAAAAGGAGGACAAUGGACACAUGGAAGUUUUGGACCCAUUUUUGAGUAAAUUGCAACUACUGCUGACUUCUGUUUUAUCUCUUAUGUUUUAACUGUUCAUUGAUCUGCCGCCUUUUCUCUAACGCCUGAAUCUCCGAGAGACGAUCCAUGGAGUUCACAGGGAAACCCACCAAGACGAUAACCCAUUACGACAAGCUAAUUCGGACAUGAUCACCAAUCCUCCCAUGGAGCUCGACCUCAACUCCUUCCUCGACUCGCAACUCUCCAGCGACGACGACGACGGCGGCGAUCUCACCUCAAUUGCCCACCGCACGAUCGACGAGAUCCUCAACGACUCCGAUUCCUCCGCCUCGUCGUCUCCUCCUCCGUCCCCGCCGCGCCGCUCCUCCUACGACGCCGUUUCGGUCUCCGCCUCGAGGCUCUCGUCGGAGUCUUCGAUUGACGAGGCUCGCAGGUCCCCUCAAUUGGAGGAAAGGCCGGUCGGAUCGAGGACCGGUUCGUCUGCGCGGUUCAAGUCGGCCGGAGAACCCUCGUCGUCGCCGGAGGAUUUGUUUCGUAGGGCUUCGAAACCCUUGCCAUCGCUGUUUGGAGGCGUCCGUUCCAAUGCGAAGCCCGGGGCGGCGCUCGCAGCGGCGGCGGCGGCCUCGAGGUCCGUUCCGUCGCCUCACGCCGCCGCAAUCAAGUCAAGGAGGAGUCUUGGGAGUAGUGAGGGUUUGAGGAAGGUUCUUGACGGCAGGGAAUUGAGGUCUACACUCGGUGAUGACUCCGAGGCUGCUUCUGAUGAAUUGCCAUCCAAUUCGAAUGGUGAUUUGAAGAUAAUUAGCUCGGAAAUUAGUCAAGAUAGUAAUGGCGAUGAGAUAACGGAUGGUUUGCGGACAGUGGUAGCUGACAUUGGCAGUGAAAUUUUGAGUAGAGAUAGGGUUUCUGAGAGUUCCCUCGAGGGAGAUGAAGUUCUAAACAAGGCCAAAGACAAUGAAUCGAGGGUUGAUAAUACUGGUGAGGGAUUGUUGGACGCCGAUAUUGAACCUCAGAUUGAUUCUACCCUAGUCAAUAGCGGAAAGGAUGUUGAUUGUCAAAAGAAUUCUGCGGUUACAUUUGUGGACGAUGUUGAAACGAGUAAUUUGGAGUCUAAAUCUGAUUCUGCUGAGGAAAAUGGCCUGGAUGAAAGAUCAAAAUUUUUGGAUGUCAGUGAUGAUAAUGAAAAUGGAUGUUCCUCUUCUUUGCCUAAUACUGAUAACAAUGGUAAAAUGGGUGAGGAAUUGACAUCAGUGGAAUUGGAAACAGAAGAUUCGUUAGAAAAGUUUGCUUCUUCCAAUGAUAAUAAUGAGGAUCUUACUGGUGACAAUGCUGGUUCAACGAGUGACAUUGAUGAACUUGUUGAAGAGAUAAUUGGGCAGUUGGAGAGUAGGAGAAGUAGUGAAAGACCAGAAAAGAAAAUGAGAUCUCGCUUGAAGCCGCUCGAGUUAGCUGAAGAACUCGAGAAGAAACAAGCUUCAACGGGUUUGCACUGGGAAGAGGGUGCGGCUGCGCAACCAAUGAGGCUUGAGGGUGUUCGUAGGGGAUCCACAACACUCGGAUACUUUGAUGUUGCUGCCAACAAUACCAUUACACGGACCAUUUCAUCUCAGGCAUUCAGGCGCGAUUAUGGUUCACCGCAAACCUUGGCAGUUCAUGCUAAUUAUAUAGCUGUAGGAAUGGCAAGAGGGGUUAUUGUUGUAGUUCCCAGUAAAUACUCUGCUCAUAACGCUGAUGAAAUGGAUGCCAAGAUGGUCAUGCUAGGGCUGCAAGGUGACCGAUCUUACUCUGCUGUAACUUCUAUAUGCUUCAAUCAGCAAGGGGACCUUCUCCUGGCUGGUUAUGGUGACGGCCAUGUUACAGUUUGGGAUGUGCAGAGAGCCUCAGCGGCAAAAGUUAUUACCGGAGAGCAUACUGCACCAGUUGUACAUGCGUUAUUUCUAGGGCAGGAUUCUCAGGUUACACGUCAAUUUAAGGCAGUAACUGGGGAUUGUAAGGGUCUGGUUCUGUUACAUGGUCUGUCAGUGGUUCCUUUGCUUAAUAGAUUCUCUAUUAAAACACAGUGUCUUCUUGAUGGGAAAAGAACGGGCACAGUGCUAUCUGUUUCGCCACUCCUCUUUGAUGAACCUUUUGGAGGUGCUUCACCAUCUGCUCAGGGAAAUACAAUGGGUUCAGCUAGCAGCAUCGGCAGUAUGGUGGGGGGUGUGGUUGGGGGAGAUGCAGGCUGGAAACUGUUUAAUGAAGGCUCUUCUUUGGUUGAAGAAGGUGUGGUCAUCUUCGUCACGCAUCAAACUGCUCUGGUGGUGAGACUCAGUCCCACUUUGGAAGUCUAUGCACAACUUUCUAGGCCAGAUGGGGUUCGGGAGGGUUCCAUGCCGUACACUGCCUGGAAAUGCACAGCACAAUCGGAUAAUUUGUCUACUGAAAAUACUCCCGCUGAAGCUUCAGAAAAAGUUUCACUGCUAGCAGUUGCUUGGGAUCAUAAAGUUCAGGUCGCAAAGUUGGUCAAAUCAGAGCUAAAAGUAUAUGGAAGAUGGUCUCUCGACAGUGCAGCUAUAGGUGUUGCUUGGUUGGAUGAUCAGAUGCUGGUGAUUCCAACUGUUACAGGACAACUUUAUUUAUUCGCAAGGGAUGGAACUAUGAUUCAUCAAACAAGUUUUGUUGUUGAUGGUUCUUCUGGGGAUGAUCUUGUUUCUUAUCAUACAUACUUCAAUAACGUCUUUGGGAAUCCUGAAAAGGCUUAUCACAAUUGCUUAUCUGUAAGGGGAGCAUCUAUCUAUAUUCUUGGACCAGCACAUCUUAUUGUGCCCCGUCUUCUCCCUUGGAAAGAACGGAUUCAGGUCUUACGGAGAGCGGGUGAUUGGAUGGGUGCCUUGAACAUGGCAAUAACAAUUUAUGAUGGUCAAGCACAUGGUGUUAUUGACCUUCCUAGGACCUUGGAUGCUGUACAGGAGGCCAUUAUGCCCUACCUGGUAGAGUUGCUUCUCUCUUAUGUAGAAGAAGUAUUUUCCUAUAUUUCAGUGGCGUUCUGCAACCAAAUUGAAAAAAUGGAUCAAUUUGAUCACCCAAACAGAAAAGGCAGUUGUGUGCACCAUGAAAUAAAAGAGCAAUAUACCCGUGUUGGUGGAGUUGCAGUUGAAUUCUGUGUACAUAUCAAGAGAACUGACAUCCUUUUUGAUGAAAUUUUCUCAAAGUUUCUAGCUGUCCAACAGAAAGAAACAUUUCUGGAACUACUGGAACCAUAUAUAUUAAGGGACAUGCUCGGUUCUCUACCCCCAGAGAUUAUGCAAGCCCUCGUGGAGCAUUAUAGUGGCAAAGGGUGGUUACUGCGAGUUGAACAAUGUGUCCUUCACAUGGAUAUUUCUUCCUUGGAUUUCAACCAGGUUGUGAGGUUAUGCCAGGAGCAUGGAUUGUAUGGUGCACUGGUUUAUCUCUUCAACAAGGGAUUGGAUGAUUUCAGGGCACCUUUAGAGGAGCUCCUGGGAGUCUUACACAAGAGUCAAAGAGAGGCUGCUGCUGCCCUUGGAUAUAGGAUUCUCGUUUAUUUGAAGUACUGCUUUUCAGGCCUUGCUUUUCCUCCAGGACAUGGUAAACUUCCUCCUUCACGCCUGCCAUCUCUCAGAGGAGAACUUCUGCAAUAUUUAUUACAGGACUCUGAUACCCUUAAUCCUAGAGUAGGUUCAAACUUAUCAUCGAGAGGGGCACAUCUAAACCUGUAUCCCCUCUUAGAACUAGAUACUGAAGCUACUCUAGAUGUCUUGAGAUGUGCUUUUGUAGAAGAUGAAAUCCCACAGCCUGGAUUUUUGUCUGAAAAUUCAGCUGAUCCCAGUAUGGAAGCGAAGGAAGAGAACCUUUCAAUGGCUGAAAGUCGGAAUUUUUUGGUUCAGAAUACAGUAGAUGCUCUCGUUCGUAUUCUUGAUAGGAACUUUUCAGAUGCAGAUAGAUCUUCUUGUGGUGAUGACGGGGCAUCAGUCGAAGAGUGGCCAUUUAAGAAAGAAAUAGGACACUUAUACGAGUUUAUUGCACACUAUGUUGCAUGUGGAAGAGCUAAUAUAUCAAAAAGAGUUCUCGGUCAGAUUUUAGAGUAUUUGACAUCAGAGGAUUUUCCAUCGAGUGCUUCUGAACAUAGCGUAAUCUCAAAAAGGAGAGAGAAGCAGGUCCUUUCCCUUGUGAAGGCAGUGCCUGAGACUUAUUGGGAUGCCUCUUAUGUGUUACAGCUAUGUGAGAAAUCACGUUUUAACCAGGUUUGUGCCCUAAUUCAUACAAUGAGGCGUCAGUAUCUUGCUGCUUUGGAUAGCUACAUGAAAGAUGUAGAUGAACCUGUUCAUGCCUUCUCCUUUAUUAACAAAGCGUUAUUAGAGCUGAAUGACGAUGACCGUGCUGUUUUUCGUUCAGCAGUCAUUAACCGUAUUCCUGAAUUGGUUAACCUAAACAGAGAGGGCACUUUUGUCUUGGUUGUUGACCAUUUCAGUGAUGAGCUCCCACAUAUCCUAUCUAAGCUUCACACUCACCCAAAAAGCCUUUUCCUUUAUUUAAAAACAUCUGUAGAGGUACACUUAUCUGGCAACCUCAACUUUGAUUAUCUAAAAAAGGAUGAUAUGAAGGAUAAGUCCGAAGGACUUGAGGCCUACUUGGAAAGAAUCUCUGAUUUCCCAAAGUUUCUGCGUAACAAUCCUGUACAUGUGACAGAUGAUAUGAUUGAACUUUAUCUUGAGCUAUUGUGCCAGUAUGAACCUGGUUCAGUUCUCAAAUUCCUUGAGACUUUUGAUAGCUAUCGCGUGGAACAUUGUUUACGGCUAUGCCAGGAACAUGGAAUAAUAGAUGCUGCAUCAUUCUUAUUGGAAAGGGUUGGUGAUGUUGGCAGUGCUCUUUUACUUACACUUUCUAGCCUCAACGACAAGUUUGUCAAGCUUGCUGAUGGUUUAGGAAGUGGGACUGCUGGCUUAGAGCAUUUUAGCACUAUUAAAAAUCUGGACAAGGUGAAUGAAAUACAAAGUAUAUUGCAUUCCUGUAUUGGAUUGUGCCAACGGAACACCCCUCGUUUGAAUCCUGAAGAAUCAGAGAUACUAUGGUUCAGAUUACUAGACUCGUUUUGUGAGCCUUUGAUGGGUUCAUUUGGUGAUGGAAGAGACUCUGAAGGAAGAAAUCUCAAUGGAAACUUAGCUGAGACGUCAAGUGAACAAGAUGAUGAUGAUGAUGCAUCCAUAAUCAGGUGGAGGAUUCCUAGAUCCCACAAAGGUGCUAAUAUCUUGAGGAAAUUGUUCUCUCAGUUCAUCAAGGAGAUUGUUGAGGGCAUGAUUGGAUAUGUUCGCCUUCCGAUCAUCAUGUCCAAACUCCUUUCUGACAAUGGUAGCCAGGAAUUUGGUGACUUUAAAAUCACGAUACUGGGGAUGCUUGGAACAUAUGGCUUCGAAAGAAGAAUUCUGGACACUGCUAAAUCCUUGAUAGAAGAUGACACUUUCUAUACAAUGAGUUUACUCAAGAAAGGAGCAUCUCACGGGUAUGCCCCUCGUAGUCAACUUUGUUGUAUAUGUAAUGGUCUCCUUGCCAAGAACAUUUCUAGCUCCAGCAUUCGAGUUUUCAGUUGCGGUCAUGCAACUCAUCUUCACUGUGACGUUUUGGAGAAUGGCACAUCGAGUGUUGGCUCCUCAUCAUUUGGAUGCCCUGUUUGUAUGCCUAAGAAGAAAUCCCAGAGGUCUAAAAGUAAAUCGACCCUUGUGGAGAACGGCCUAGUAAAGAAGUUACUGUCAAAAUCCCAGCAAACUCAUGGAACAACUGUUUUCCCACAUGAAAUUGAUGCCUCAGACUAUUCCUAUGGACUCCAGCAAAUAUCACGAUUUGAGAUGUUGAACAUGUUGCAGAAGGAACAAAGAUUUGUCCAGGUGGAACACAUGCCUCAGUUGAGGCUUGCCCCGCCGGCCCUUUAUCAUGAAAAGGUAAAGAGAGGGGAUGAUAUUUUAACAGGAGAAAGUAGUAGUAAUACAGCAAGAACGGAAAAACAGAGUAGAAACAAGCAACUCAAGGACCUAAAAGUGAAGGGAUCGUCUCUUCGAUUUCCUUUGAAAUCAAAUAUAUUUGGCAAGGAGAAGAUCAGCAAGAGGUGAUGCCAUUUUCUUGUACAGAAUACAGAUAGACUAACAAUACUCAUUUCGGCCUGCCGUCCAUCAUGUGUAAUAGCUGAGGAUCAAUUUACAAAAGUCCAUGUUGGC
This is a messenger RNA of Morus notabilis, 6241 nucleotides long. Its product is annotated as vacuolar protein sorting-associated protein 8 homolog. The record is from RefSeq and is a predicted model, not a curated record. NCBI's taxonomy places the organism in Eukaryota, Viridiplantae, Streptophyta, Magnoliopsida, Rosales, Moraceae. Gene Ontology annotation, cellular component: late endosome; HOPS complex. Gene Ontology annotation, biological process: protein targeting to vacuole; endosomal vesicle fusion; vesicle-mediated transport. The transcript has 19 exons. The coding region runs from base 224 to 6136 and encodes 1970 amino acids. Gene Ontology annotation, molecular function: protein binding.